CGGAACGGUACUUUUGUUUUUUUUUUCGCACACAGAUGACAGUCACCUGUCUGCUUCGAAACUGUUGGUUGUUCUGGUGCAAACUUAACAAUAGAAUCGACCAACAGCGAUGGUAUUUUGGAGACCAAUGUUGAAUUCUGCCAAACGCAUUCCCCUGAUCAAGUUCCGUAAAGGAGGUCCCUAUCUGGAAAGCGGCAGUGCCGGACACCCUACGGGAGCAGCUGGCACCGCAUCCGGUGCGGCACAAACGAGUCCGGUUUCACCGGGUGGGGCGAUCGAAGAGUGGCAGCUGCCUGCCAGAUACCGCAGGAAACCCAUCGACGAUGUGGAAAUCGAAUGGAUUAAUCGCGGAGGACCGCCGGCGUAAAACAGUUCCAUACUUCGUGGCCGUGGAAGCUGAUCCUAGUCAUUUAAGCUAUUUGCGCUCCUAAACACACCACUAAAUAUUUUUUGUCAUCAUUAUAUUCACUCAUCUUCUGCGUGUUAUCACCACAUUGUAGCGUUGACCUUUCAGUUAAAAAAAAUAGAACUGCUCUACCAUGCGCCAUUGAAGCCGUUGUUAGAUGUCCAAAUGAAGCAAACUAAAUAGAAGUGAAACCUAUCAAUAUCAACGAUGGUGCUAAAUAGGCAAAACUGACGACUUGAUUAAGAGAGCAGUAAGUAAAACAUAAUUGAUGGCAAAUCGUGUACUUCUCUGGCUGAUGAGUUGAUUCAGUCUGUAACGAUUAUCAGCCAACAUUGAUUAUAAUAAAAAAAUCAAAAUUGUAUUUAAUUAAAAUUAUUUGAAUAAAGCUCAUUAAAACUAG
This is a messenger RNA of Armigeres subalbatus, 806 nucleotides long. RefSeq lists its product as uncharacterized. The record is from RefSeq and is a predicted model, not a curated record. The transcript is spliced from 3 exons. Gene Ontology annotation, biological process: 2-oxoglutarate metabolic process. Lineage: Eukaryota; Metazoa; Arthropoda; Insecta; Diptera; Culicidae. Bases 110 to 367 code for a protein of 85 amino acids.